Hibiscus syriacus is the source of this 531-nucleotide messenger RNA. Its product is annotated as protein RESPONSE TO LOW SULFUR 3-like. Lineage: Eukaryota; Viridiplantae; Streptophyta; Magnoliopsida; Malvales; Malvaceae. Bases 87 to 419 code for a protein of 110 amino acids. The transcript has a single exon. The record is from RefSeq and is a predicted model, not a curated record. Gene Ontology annotation, biological process: cellular oxidant detoxification.
CGGUUAAUCCAGACGUGCGGUUCCCCAUAUUCAUAUUCUUCACCAAUCAAAUUAGAUUUCCAAAAAUACCACAAAAUCUAAAGCAAAUGGCUCCAACAAUGGCGGUUACAGACAAGAGAAAGGAGGAGGAGGAAGAGUUGAGGAAGAGGAACGAGGAGCUAGAGAAGGAAUUGAGGGAGAGCAGGGAGAGGGAGGAGGAGAUGAAGAAGGAGCUGCGGAAGAUGUGGGAGAGGCUGAGGGUGGCGGAAGAGGCGGAGGAGCGGCUGUGUUCGCAGCUGGGGGAGCUGGAAGCGGAAUCGGUGAAUCAGGCGCGUGAUUACAACGCGCAUAUAUUUUCCCUCAUGGAUCAGCUCUCCAAGGCCAACAACGUCUUCGUCAACAACCACCGCCGCUCCUCCGCGCCCAUCUCCAUCCUCUGAUUUUGAAUUUUUAUGGAAAUUUGAGUAAUGGAUCCGGCUUUUGUUAUGGUUUUUUUAUAAUGUGUAAGCAAAUGGCGCGGCGCGUGUGAAUCCCUAAACUUUAUUCCCUCGA